Messenger RNA from Didymella exigua CBS 183.55, 987 nucleotides. RefSeq lists its product as uncharacterized. Gene Ontology annotation, biological process: fungal-type cell wall organization. The annotation marks the transcript as partial. The record is from RefSeq and is a predicted model, not a curated record. Gene Ontology annotation, molecular function: structural constituent of cell wall. Gene Ontology annotation, cellular component: fungal-type cell wall. The transcript is spliced from 2 exons. NCBI's taxonomy places the organism in Eukaryota, Fungi, Ascomycota, Dothideomycetes, Pleosporales, Didymellaceae.
ACCGCAUUGGCUUACCCCCAGACAUCCGACUCUUCUGGCUGUGCUUCCUCAGCCUCAGGGACCUUCCAAAUUCAGACCGUCAACCAAACAUCUUCUAACAGCAAGCGUGACCUCGAGGCUCGCCAGCUUGCUGGCGCCCUCACUCUUACCCUUCAGGAUGGUAUUUUGAAGGAUCAGGCCGGUCGUCAGGGUUACAUUGCUGCCAAUGACCAGUUCCAAUUCGACCAGCCCGUACAGGCCGGUGCCCUCGUGACCGACGGCUUCGCUCUCUGCAGCAACAACUCCCUUGCUUUGACAAAGGGUGGCCGUCCCGCCGGUGACACUACCUUCUUCCAGUGCUUAUCUGGUGACUUCUACAAUCUGUACGCCGACUCUCAGGGCGCACAGUGCUUGCCCAUCUACAUCCAGGCUGUUAAUCAGGGCUCCGGCUCUGCUUCUCAGAUCAGCGACGGUCAGCCUCAGGCUACCGCUCCUGCCGCUUCCGCCACCAAUGCUGUCUCUCAGAUAUCUGACGGUCAGCCUCAAGCCACCACUCCUGCCGCCUCCGUGUCCAGGGUCGUCUCUCAGAUCUCCGACGGUCAGCCCCAGGCUACUACUCCCGCCGCCUCGGCCUCCGGCGUAGUCUCGCAGAUUUCUGACGGUCAGCCCCAAGCUGGUACACCUGCGCCUACUGCUAGCAACGUCGUUUCCCAGAUCUCUGAUGGCCAGCCUCAGGUUGGAACCCCUGCCCCUUCCGUCGGCAAUGUUGUCUCCCAGAUCUCUGAUGGCCAGCCUCAGGUUGGAACCCCUGCCCCUUCCGUCGGCAAUGUUGUCUCCCAGAUCUCCGACGGCCAGCCCCAGGCUCCCGUCGCCACUGGUAACGGCACCACCUCGCGCCCUAGCGUGACUGCCACCCAGCCCGCCGAGUUCACUGGCGCUGCCGCCUCCACCACUUUUGGUGUUGGUGCUCUCGCUGCUGGACUGGUGGGCCUCUUCGCCAUGUUGUAA